This is a messenger RNA of Trachymyrmex cornetzi, 307 nucleotides long. RefSeq names its product aldehyde oxidase 2-like. The transcript has 3 exons. The record is from RefSeq and is a predicted model, not a curated record. NCBI's taxonomy places the organism in Eukaryota, Metazoa, Arthropoda, Insecta, Hymenoptera, Formicidae. Gene Ontology annotation, molecular function: 2 iron, 2 sulfur cluster binding; oxidoreductase activity; iron ion binding. The annotation marks the transcript as partial.
GUACUUCAUAUCUUUAGACAAGGGAUAGUUAGGCGUAAUUCGACCGAUGAGUGAAAAUGGAACCGGCAAGAGUAUCCGGCAACAACACGAUAACGUUUGUAAUUAAUGGAAUAUCAUAUUCGGUAUCCGAUGAUAGUAUACCCGCCGACACGACCCUCCUUGUCUUCAUCCGCGAAUAUGCGAAAUUUCGAGGCACAAAAGCGAUGUGUCAUGCAGGUGAUUGCGGUGCUUGUGUCGUAAGUGUAACAUUCAAGGACAAAACGAUAGCCGUAAAUUCCUGUCUUGUAUUGGUAUUAACCUGUGACAG